Molecule: messenger RNA, 1074 nt
Organism: Aureobasidium namibiae CBS 147.97
Lineage: Eukaryota; Fungi; Ascomycota; Dothideomycetes; Dothideales; Saccotheciaceae
Product: quinone oxidoreductase
Exons: 3
Coding region: 1-1074 (357 amino acids)
Molecular function (GO): zinc ion binding; oxidoreductase activity
Source: RefSeq, a predicted model, not a curated record
AUGAAUGCCAUCGUCGUGGAGAGGUAUGGCGGAAUUGAGAAUCUCGUGCACAAGCGAGUGCCAAAGCCUACGGACUUGGGAGACUACGAUGUACUUGUGCAAGUGAAAGCUGCAAGCGUCAACCCGAUCGAUAUGAAAGUAAGGGCUGGAAUCUAUGAUGACUAUGCCGACUACUAUGAUCACGUACCCAAACCCAAGCCGGGCGAAGGCGGCUAUCAGAUCAUAGGGUUCGAUGGAGCCGGCUUGAUCGAACGAGUCGGCCCCAAAGUGGAGAAAUUUUCUCCUGGAGAUGAGGUCUACUACUCGGGCUCACCCAUUCGACAAGGCUCCAAUGCAGAAUAUCAGUCGGUCGACUCUAGAUCUGUUGCAAAGAAGCCUAAGAACCUCGACUUCAUCGAAUCUGCAGCCCUGCCCCUUACUUGGAUCACUGCAUACGAAGCCCUUGUCGAGAGAAUGGAAAUCCAAAAAGGCGAACAAGCUGGACUUCUGAUCAUCAACGGUUCCGGAGGCGUUGGAUCGGUUGCAAGCCAGAUCGCCAGGACAGUCCUCAAUCUGCCAGUGGUUGUUACCACCACAUCGCGACCGGAGACCACCGAGUUUUCGAAGUCAAUGGGAGCUACUCACACUGUAAACCAUCGUGAAGACCUCCCACCACAAAUCGAAAAGUUAGGGCUGAAAGUACCAAUAAAGUACAUCUUCAUCACACACUCUACGACUCCUUACAUCGAGCCAGCAGCCAAGAUCUGUGCUCCAUUUGGCAAAGUCUGCUCGAUUGUACAAGCCCAGGAUAUCCAAAUGUAUGGCACGGAGUUUAUGGCCAAGUCACUGAGUUUUGUCUGGGAGCUAUUGGGUACAAAACCGUGGUAUGGAGUGGAUAUGGACAGCCACGGCAAGAUCCUGGAAGAGCUCAGGCAAUUGGUCGAAGACGGCAAAGUCAAGACCCAUCUGCAGCAAAGUUUUAGACUGAAUUUAAAGGGCCUGAGAAAGGCGCAUGAAGCAAUCGAGAGCGGAGGCUCAAUGGGCAAGAACGGGCUGAGCGUCGAUUUUGGUGAAGGAAGCACUGCCUUUACAUAG